GUUAUAUCUCAAGCCUCUCGCUAAUUUGGGAUUGUAUGUAAUAAGUUUGGUUGUAUUGUUUAAAAUUUUUUCUUUAAUAUACCGGUAGUCAUUUGGAAUUGGAAGAUGGAAUUAGGCAUAGAUUGGAUAAACUGAAUUCAAUCAGAUUUUUAGGGUCCUAUUUUGUCUGCUGUAUUUCAAGGUCCUUUGCAAGUUUGAUAAUCUCUCUACCAGACUUUGAGUUCAAAUUUGUUAUCCCAAAUAGUAUUUCAAAUUAUAUUCUGUUUUUCCAGCGCUUUCAUUUUUUUACCUAUUUCAUUUAAAUUUGGCUUGCAGCGGUUCAUUUUUUUCCUCUUCCAACUCAGAUUGUUGCUAAAAUGAUCAUUUGAAUAAUAUCUGAAAAAAAUUACUGAAAUUGGAAAAGUGACACGCUCAAGCCUGACAAAAAGAGGUCAAAAAACUGGAGCAGAUUUGAUUUGGUUAUCCUUGGCACAAUCUGACUCUGUUACUAAAAGGAAAUAUUGAGGCAUGUGAUGUCACUCUUAUGUUAAGGUCCUGCAUGUGCACGCUUUUCAUUUCUCAUUUUCAUACUUUUGUUGUCCAGGCAAUGUCUCUUCACAUUAUUGUUGCCAAUUCGCUGUCCUGUUAUUGAUAUUGCCUCGCCAUCUCAGAAGUAAAUAGUUCAUUUUAAAAGGGAUUCAGAAAAGCCUCAUUUAUAAAUUUUGUUCAGACAUAAAUGUAUAUUGUAAUGUAAAAAAUCAGUCAAAGCUUUCAAUUUACUUACAAAUAUGUUAUGAUUUCUGAAAUAUUUCUCUGGUUAACAUUAACAAGACUCAUUUCACGGGGCAUUUGGUUUUCACGCUUGAAAAUAUUAAUUUAGAAGUGCUAUUCCAUCCUUGUUCAUUUGUUUGCUUUGAUUCUAUUUAUCUUAGGUUAGGUCGGGGGUGUGCAUUGUGGCCCUUCUGUAUUAAAGGUUGCACACCCGUGGCCUGGGUUAGGUUAUUGCCACACCUAACUUACCCUAAGAUUUGGCAAUAUCAAGAUAGUAUCGAGCUAUGUUUGUACAUGUUUAUUGAAAUUGACCAAAUUUGCCUUUCAAGAAUCAAACUUUAUUUUUUUUAUGCCAAGAAACAGGAAUAAUGUACUUUAUUACAUAAUAAUAUUAAUUUAAUUCACCAUUAUGACGGAUCAAUCGCAAGUAUUGAAAGUUGUCCUCAUAGGAGAUGGAGGUGUCGGCAAAAGUUCGUUAAUGAAUCGAUACAUAACUGGAAAAUAUGACGGACAGUCUUAUCACACUAUAGGUGUGGAGUUCUUGAACAAGAACAUCACAUUAGAGAACAAAAAAUAUACGUUGCAGAUCUGGGACACUGCAGGCCAGGAACGAUUCAAAAGUUUGCGGACACCGUUCUAUCGAGGAGCUGACUGCUGCCUCCUGGUGUAUGCAGUCGACGACGAACAAAGUUUUCAUAACCUGGACCUCUGGAAAAAAGAAUUCUUAUUUUAUUCAAAUAUUGAAGACAGGUCUUUUCCGUUCAUCGUGUUAGCGAACAAGUGCGACGUGGAUCCCGCAGAUCGCCAAGUCUCUGAGGACCAGGCUAAGCUCUGGUGCCAGCAGAACGGGGGGUAUCCCCACAUUUCAACGAGUGCAAAAGACUCCACAAACGUAGACACAUGCUUUGAGACCGCUGUACGAAAGACCGCUGUCUCACAGCUUCAUACUGGGGAGGCCAGUAUCAGUAAUUUAACCUCUGGCACUCCUAGUGUCAACUUGAAAACAAUGGCAGCAACAAAUCGAUCUAGCGGUUGUUGCUAGGCGGGCUAAAACCGUUUCUAAGCGGCUGAAUCGUUGCUAUGCGACAAUUGAUUGUGCUCAAUGACUGUGUGCAUUGCUAAGCAAUCAGAACAAAUUAUAACAAAAAUCGUAGUGGUACGAUUGGAAGUUCCGCACUCCAAGUUUGGGAUCGGACGAGUAAUUUGUCAGAUCAAUGAAAGACAAGUCAAAUAUUCCAAUCUUUUAUGUCAAAGCGCAAAAAAUAUGUUCCCCGAAUGCUUGGUCGCAAUAUGCCCUCAUCAACGCAAAGUUCUGUUUUCAUGCGAAACUUUGACGUUGACAGCUUUUUAUCCGAAUAUUUGAGAUGGAAGCAAACAAUGUAGGAAUUAAUUUACGAAAGGUAAUAAGGUAAUUGAAUAAGGUAAAAAUAUAGCUGUUUUCAAAUUGAGCCCAAAAACGCAUGAAUUCAAUGAGACUGGUGCCCCACCCCAACUUUAAGGCGACUGUAAAAGCUUCCCUAUCCAAAUCUGAGCUGUCCAUUACUCUAAAUUUCCAACCAACCAACACCCGGGUUUUCAUGUUCAUGCAAGUGUCCACAGAUAUUAAUCUUUUAUAAAUGCGACAUCUUUACCAUGUAGGUAUACCGCUUAAUGUUUCAGUGGUGGCAACUCUCCUAUUACCGUUUAUCUCCACAUUUAAGCCGACCCCCUUAAAAUUUAUAAAAAUUCGCAAAUAAGUCGAUCCUACCAAUCGUGCGCUCUUAUCGUGAGAACCUAAACUGGUUAGAGUUAGCUGUUGGAAUUAAGUAAGCAUAAUUUCGUUUAGUGCGUUCAGAGUUACGAGUGUAUAAGCCGACCUCGUAGUAGUUUGGCAACUUUUAACUUUUUUGAGUUUCAAACUUGGCUUAAUAUAUGCGAGAAUAUACAGUUAUAUUUUUACCCACUUUAGUCAAGCACUGGUAGUCUGCAGACUUUUAACUAAACGUUUUUCCAAGUCUUUCUCAAAGGUAAGAGUCGCUGCUGAUUCUGUAUAACAUCUCUGACGUAUUAAAAAAAAUAUAAUUUUUAUGAAUAUUAUUUUAGAAAAUUUUGAUUGUUGCAGUAUACUGUUUUUUAUUAUUAAAUUAUAUUUUGAUUUGUAAAAAAAUGCUCGAGGUCGAACUAUAUUUUUGUCAGCAACGUAUUGGUCCAUGAACAAGCCUCUGUACAAUUAGUUUUUACUCUGGACUGUAGGGAUGGAAUUAUUCUCAAUUCGUUCAAAAUUAUGUUUUCCUAUUUACCGACAUGGAGGUGACUAAUUUUGUUUCCCUACUUUACAUCAAGUUGUGUAAAGGGUGUGAAACCUAUGGACAGGGGAGUAUAUUCACUUGGCUGACACAGAUAGUCUCGAACUCGUAAUAGAACUAAAAUAAGGAAAAUCGGAAUAAAAUUAAUCUUAACCUGGUACACACUAUGGGAGUACCUAUUGCUGAUGGUAUUUGUGGCACGAGAGAAGCCACUGUUCAAAGAACCCUUGCAGUUUCAAGAUAAUUUUGGUUUUGAGAAUUUCCUCUUCGUAUCCCAAAACUUGUUUCUUUGCAAGCAGGGCUGGCCAAAAUUGAAUUUCCAAAUUCAUAUCAGAAAAAUAUCCUAGUAUGGAAAAUAUUUUAAAUUAGGUCGUGUUUAGAUUGGUCAUUAUAUAUUUAUUGAAAUAGUUAAGUUUUUUCGCAUAAUAGUAAAUAAUUUUUUGAAGACCGUUUGCUAAGAUUAGUGGUCCUUCCUCAUUUGUGAGGUCUUGUGCAAUAUUAUGAUUGGCUGAUUAACUUCAAAUGUAUUUUUAUACUAUUAUGAUGUAACAAAGAUGAUUAAUAUGAUAUAAUAAUUAUUAAUAAACACUGAUAACGUAAAGUUGUGUGCUUCA
Styela clava is the source of this 3649-nucleotide messenger RNA. RefSeq names its product ras-related protein Rab-9B-like. Gene Ontology annotation, molecular function: GTP binding; GTPase activity. Gene Ontology annotation, cellular component: lysosome; phagocytic vesicle; late endosome. The record is from RefSeq and is a predicted model, not a curated record. Gene Ontology annotation, biological process: retrograde transport, endosome to Golgi. NCBI's taxonomy places the organism in Eukaryota, Metazoa, Chordata, Ascidiacea, Stolidobranchia, Styelidae.